AUGGGGUACCCUUUCUAUUUCCCACUGUGGAAGGUCGAAGCAGGCUUAAUAGUGAGUCACAACUUAUACCACGACCCAGCAGUAACGAGAGUGCACCAGUUGCACAAUGUCAGUGAAGGUCAGACAGGGAGCAAUAACCAGGCACUCCUGCUGCUCCCUGUCAGUAAAGGCCUUGGCAGGGUGUGGAACCCCCAUCCAUACCCAGCAAUAAGACAUGUGCAAGCGUCCCCCGACUCACCGGCUCCGCGGGUCUCCCCGCGCCUCGCCUCUCUGGCUCCGUGGCGGCGGUGGCCAAGGCCCUUGGGGUCCGUUGCACUGUGUCCAGGCAACCGCGGCGGGGGCGGGGGCUGGAGGAGACGGGGUGACUGCCUGCCCGGGGCCUCCCAGCUCGUGGCCACCCCGCCUACCCGCGCCAACCCCGCGGCAGCCCUGGCUCCAGGCCACCUCCCUGCCCCUCCCGCUUUCUUUCCUACCCUACCCUCCCCACCAAAUUCCUUUUCCUCUUUGCUAGAAAGGAAAGAGCUGGGGACAACCCCUCCCUGCAGGAGUAAGAAGCUUGAAGCAUCCCAGGGAUUUGACAUUCGGACAUCCUCUAGUGUCAGCUUUGAAGACCUAAGGGCCAUGUGUGCGUGCAUACAGGCAGCUUCUAAGAGCUGUGAAUGACCUGAGGUUAUAAUCAGCAAGGAAAUCCUACAAAUGAAAAGAAAUUGAAACUGGAGUAACUUUGGAAGAGGAUUCUGAGCUCCAAAUGAUAAUGUUUUCCCAACACCUUAAUUAAAUAAGGCUUUGUAUGAGCAUACAACCCAGGUAAUCUCACCUACAGAACUGAAGGCUAAGACGUGGAUGUUGUUUGAAGCUGUCACAUAGGAUAAUUUGAUGCAAGGUAAAAGAAAGCUUAUUUACUUCAAAUAACAUAAGUGAAUACUUUAAAAUAAAUGUACAGCGAUGUCUUGGGAAAUCCAGGACAGAAUUGUAGCUGAAUC
This is a messenger RNA of Oryctolagus cuniculus (rabbit), 983 nucleotides long. NCBI's taxonomy places the organism in Eukaryota, Metazoa, Chordata, Mammalia, Lagomorpha, Leporidae. The record is from RefSeq and is a predicted model, not a curated record.